This is a messenger RNA of Misgurnus anguillicaudatus (oriental weatherfish), 3388 nucleotides long. The record is from RefSeq and is a predicted model, not a curated record. NCBI's taxonomy places the organism in Eukaryota, Metazoa, Chordata, Actinopteri, Cypriniformes, Cobitidae.
UAUAAAAGACAGAAGAAGAGUGGCAUCACGUUGCUUUCUUUCCCUGCAGAGGAAGAGCACUGAAGUAUGGAGCGCCUGACAGUUCUCUCCCUGACACUUGCUGUGUGUUUGACUCUAUGUGAUGCUGCUCCCACGACCGCAUCGCCAGAUGACCAGCACAUCGCAGAGGAAUAUUUAGCACAGUUCUACAAGAACCAAGAGGCUGUUCAACCCCGUGGCAGAAAUAUGUACCUUCCCAAUUUUGAGAAAGAUCUGAAAGCCAUGCAGGAGUUUUUUGGGCUGGAGGUCACAGGCAAGCUGGACACAAACACUGUGGAGGUGAUGAAAAAACCGCGCUGUGGUGUCACUGAUUUGGCAAGAUACGGACACUUCGAUGGGAACCCCAGGUGGAGGCAAAGUGUUGUAACAUACAGAAUAACUGAAUACACACCACAGUUAAGCAGGAGCGAAGUAGACGCCACUAUCGCUAAAGCCUUCAAGCUGUACAGUGAUGUCAUUCCUCUCGAUUUCAAACAGAUCCAAAGCGGCACAGCCGAUAUCAUGAUUCUCUUCAAAGCAAGAUAUCAUGGAGAUUUCUACCCAUUUGAUGGACCCGGUCAGGUUCUGGCACAUGCCAACUCUCCUGGUCCAGAACAAGGAGGAGAUACACACUUUGAUGAGGAUGAGAAAUGGACAUUAAGUCAACAAGGUGUGAACCUGCUUUUGGUGGCUGCCCAUGAAUUUGGUCACGCGCUGGGAUUAGAUCACUCUAAAGACCGAUCGGCUCUCAUGUUUCCAAAUUACCAAUAUGUCAACACAAAUGGCUAUAAACUUCCCCAGGAUGACCGACUCGGGGUCCAGGCUCUGUAUGGCGUUCGAGGAUCUACAGAUAAACCUGCCCCAAAACCUGAGCCAAAGCCUGAACCAAAGCCUGAGCCAAAGCCAAAGCCUAAGCCUAAGCCAAAGCCUGAGCCAAAACCAGAUCCUGGCCUGAGCAACGCACCUGAGCCAUGCAAGCGUGACUUAGUUUUUGAUGCAGCAACCAGCAUUUGGGGAGAUCUGUACUUCUUUAAAAAUGGAUACUACUGGAAGAAAGGAUAUUACAGUGGACUUUCACAGCAAAAAAUAAGCUCUUUGUGGCCGUCUAUUGAUUCUGUUGAUGCUGCUUAUACAGCGAAGGACAAAAAAACUGCCUUCCUCUUUAAAGGUCAGCAGUACUGGGGUGUCAGAGACGGCAAAAUCUUACCUGGAUAUCCCAAACCGAUUUCCAGCAUUGGGUUUAUCCCAUCUGUGAAAAAGAUUGAUGCGGCCGUAUAUGUGGCAUCCACUGAUGAAACUCUAUUUUUUGUUGAAAGCAAAUUUUGGAGCUACAAUGAAAAGACGGGUAAACUGGACUUCCCCAAAAGCAUUCAGCAUAAUUUCCCUGGAAUUGGGUCACGUGUGGAUGCUGCUUUUGAAAAUGCUGGUUACCUGUAUUUCUCAAACCGUGAACAGCAAAUUGAGUAUGACUUCAGCGCAAAACGAGUGAAUCGUGUUCUGUUGAAUUAUGGAUGGUUGAACUCUCAGCCAAAAAUAGUCUACAUGAAUGCCAAGACUGCUGUGUUUUUUUGUGUGUUUGGAAGAUCACUCAUUCGUGUGAAUUGCAAGUGGAGAAUUUCUGCGACUAGUAUGGAGCACCUGACAGUUCUCGCUCUGGCAAUUGCCGCGUGCUUAGCUCUUUGUAACGCUUCCCCACUGCUGACAUCGCCAGAUGACCGUCGAAUAGCAGAAGAUUAUUUAGCACGAUUCUACAAGGAUCCUGAUGCGACUCAGCCGAAUGGCAGAAGUUUGUACCUUCCCAAUUUUGAGAAUGAUCUGAAAGCCAUGCAAGACUUUUUUGGACUGGAGGUCACAGGCAAGCUGGACACAAACACUGUGGAGGUGAUGAAACAACCGCGCUGCGGUGUCAGUGAUUUGGCAAGAUACGUCCACUUUGAUGGGAAGCCCAGGUGGAAGCAAAGUGUUGUAACAUACAGAAUAACUGAAUACACAUUGAAGUUGCGCAGGAGUGAAGUAGACGCCACUAUCGCUAAAGCCUUCAAGCUGUACAGUGAUGUCAUUCCUCUCGAUUUCAAACAGAUCUACAGCGGCACAGCCGAUAUCAUGAUUCUCUUCAAAGCAAGAUAUCAUGGAGAUAGCGAACCGUUUGAUGGACCCGGUCAGGUUCUGGCACACGCCUCCCCUCCUGGUCCAGAACAAGGAGGAGAUACACACUUUGAUGAGGAUGAGAAAUGGACAUUAAGUUCACAAGGUAUCAACCUGCUGUUGGUGGCUGCCCAUGAAUUUGGUCACGCGCUGGGAUUACAUCACUCUAACGAUCAAUCGGCUCUCAUGUAUCCAAAUUACCAAUAUGUCAACACAAAUGGCUAUAAACUUCCCGAGGAUGACCGACUCGGGGUCCAGGCUCUGUAUGGGGUUCGAGGAUCUACAGAUAAACCUAAACCAAAGCCUGAGCCAAAACCAGAGCCAUGCAAUCCUGACUUAGUUUUUGAUGCAGCAACCAGCAUUUGGGGAGAACUGUACUUCUUUAAAAAUGGAUACUACUGGAAGAAAGGAUAUUACAGUGGACUUUCACAGCAUAAAAUAAGCUCUUUGUGGCCGUCUAUUGAUUCUGUUGAUGCUGCUUAUACAGCGAAGGACAAAAAAACUGCCUUCCUCUUUAAAGGUCAGCAAUACUGGGGUGUCAGAGAUGGCAAAAUCUUACCUAGAUAUCCCAAACCCAUUUCCAACUUUGGGUUUUCCUCUUAUGUGAAAAAGAUUGAUGCAGCCGUAUAUGUGGCAUCCACUGAUGAAACUCUGUUCUUUGUCGGAAGCAAAUAUUGGAGCUACAAUGGACGGACAGGUAAACUGGGCUUUUCUAAAAGAAUUCGAGAUAAUUUCCCUGGAAUUGGGUCACGUGUGGAUGCUGCUUUUGAAAAUAGGGGUUACAUGUAUUUCUCAAAUGGUGCACAGCAAUUUGAGUAUGACUUCAGAGCAAAACGAGUCAAUCGUGUUCUGUUGAAUUAUGGAUGGCUAGACUGCUACUAAACAUAAACAACAGAUUUUUUUUAUUUACGGGUGGUUUUCUAGCAGGGUUUAGAUUAAGGUAGAACUAUAGGCCUUGAUUAUAUUAGGACAUUUAAGUAGUUUUUACAAACAUACCUUACAAAAAAAUAUUGGUGUGCAUGAGACAAAACAAUGGCAUUAGUAUAACUUAUGUCAGUGAAAGAUAUGUUGUUCUUAUAAGGCAGAUCAAGCAUGCAUUUAGUCUGGGGCUAUGCUUAAAGCCCUGUCCAGGAAAUGUUUAAGCACACCUUAUAAAGUUUCUGUUAAUUAAACUUCAGAAAAAUUGUAUUUCUUAAGAAAUAAAUAAAACACUUUCUGACCUAAA